Molecule: messenger RNA, 1402 nt
Organism: Cynara cardunculus var. scolymus (artichoke)
Lineage: Eukaryota; Viridiplantae; Streptophyta; Magnoliopsida; Asterales; Asteraceae
Exons: 3
Coding region: 153-1082 (309 amino acids)
Cellular component (GO): plasma membrane
Source: RefSeq, a predicted model, not a curated record
CCCCCAAUUUCUUUAUCAAUCUUCUUCUCCAUUUCUAGAAAGAGAAACUGUGACUGUGUGAGAGAGAAAGCUUCAAACCCCAUUGGUGGGUACACACAUAUAUAUACCUCUAAACUGCUUCUUAAAUCUCAGAUCGAAGUAGAACCACUAAAAUGUCAAUGCACGCCAAGACAGAUUCGGAGGUGACCAGCCAGACAGCGUCGUCUCCGACGAGGUCACCACGGCGGCCGGUCUACUUUGUUCAGAGUCCGUCGCGUGAUUCGCACGACGGCGAGAAGACCACCAACUCGUUUCACUCAACACCUGUGCUGAGUCCAAACGGGUCACCUGGCCGACACUCCCGGAACUCCUCUUCCACCAGGUUUUCCGGGUCGCUCCGACCCGGAUCAAGGAAAGGAAGCAGCCAUCAUCAUCAUCAGCAGGUUCGGAAAGGCGAAAAGGGAUUUGAUGCAAUUGAAGAAGAAGGACUCAUCGACGAUGAUCAUCGGAGAGGAAUCCCUCGCCGGUGUUAUUUUCUGGCGUUUGUUGUUGGGUUUUUUGUUCUCUUCACUUUCUUUGCUCUCGUUUUGUGGGCCGCUGCUAGACCUCAAAAACCGGUCAUCACGAUGAGGAGCAUUUCGUUUGAUCAAUUUGUAGUCAAUGCUGGAGCAGAUGCAUCUGGAGUUGCUACAGAAAUGGUGAACUUGAAUGUCACAAUCAAAUUCAAUUUCCGCAAUCGGGGAACAUUUUUCGGAGUUCAUGUGUCAUCAACACCUAUAGAUCUCGCAUACACCGAGCUAACACUUGCCUCUGGAUCUAUCAAGAAAUUCUACCAAAAACGAAAAGGGCACAGAAUCGUGAGUGUAAAUUUACAGGGCCGUGGUGUGCCGUUAUACGGCGGCGGCGUGAACUGGAGCAGCGAGAACGGCAAGCUGACGGCACCGGUGCCACUGAACCUCAACUUCACGGUCAAAGCCAAGGCUUAUGUGCUCGGAAAAUUGGUGAAACCCAAGUUCCAUAGAAAGGUUUCUUGUGCCAUUGUUUACAAACCCACCAAGAUCAAUGCACCAAUGUCUCUCAAGAACUCUUGCACCGUUGAGUAACUCAAAAAUGGCGGAAAUUGUACAAGUCUUUAAAGCACAAGCUUUUCAAUACUCUUUGCUGGUAAAUUAUAUCUUCUUUUUUUGUAUUAAUUCUUUAAAGGUCGGAAAUUUGAAGAAUGAGGUAAAUGGGUUCCGGUGAAUCGGAAUAUUACGGGUGACCGUUGACCGCGGUGGAGCCGAUGACCUGUGUCGGUGGGGACUGGGGGUGUUGAUUGGAAAUGUGGAAAGAUGAACUGAUCUGUAAUUGUAAUAUUUUAAUAUUUAUUAAUUAAUAUUUUAAUUUUCUGAUUUUUUAAAUGAAAAAUAAUGUACCACUAUCU